AUGGCGGUUUCCGCAUCUGCCAUUAACCACCUGAUCUCCUUCGAGGCUGCGCACAUCACAAGCCACCAGCACAUCGCGGCGCAUGAUGAUCUCAAGUUGCUGAAGGAGCUCGGCAUUUCUGGUAUUUGCAUUGUGGGCGGUGCUAUCCUCUGCAUGCUGAAGAAGUGCCCUCAGCUGAUGACGCCAGGCCUCCUGAUCAUCUUCUUCGGCGCCCAAACUGGCAUGAACAUGUACAUGAAGGCCGUUUUUUCGUCCGCCACAGUCCUCGAUCCAGCGCCAGCAGAGUAUUGCACAGACGUUGAAGGCCACUGUGCGUGGAUGGGCUUCCAGGCCUCAUUCUUCGUAACCGGGAUACAGCAGUUUGGUGGGUUCAUCAUAUUUUGGAUACUCUUCCUCCCCGCGAAGGCGCUCGGCUUCAACAAAUUGGGGGACAAAGAGAUCACCAUCAAGACGCUGACCUCAAAGAAUGAGGUAAUCGCUGUGCUGUGCUUCGCGGCGAGCUUCACAAUGAACAUCGCCUUGAACAACAUGUCCAUGGCGCUGAUCCCGUUGACGCUGAACCUCAUCAUCCGCUCAUGCCUCCCUCUCUCGACCUUUGCCGCGCAGUGGCUCCUCACGAAGUACACGACCGGCGAGGGGAAGCCGUGCAAGGCCAUUGAGAUCGGGUUGAUGAUGUUGGGCGCUGCGAUGAUGUGUGUAUGCGUCUGGGCCAAGAUCGCCGCCGAGGCCGAGGGGGAGUCCCACAAGAAGGCAGGCACUGGCGAGUCUGCGAAGACCGUGAUCGGCGUCAUAUAUUGCGUGGUGUCCCUGUUCUCAGGGAGCGUCAAUCUUGCGCUCGCCGGGAUCCUGAAGACCUCCGUGAAGCUGGACGGGUUCAACACCGUGGUCUACAACUCCAUUCCCGCCGCGAUCAUUCUCCUCCCCUUCGUGUUCCUGCUGCAGCACCCCGUGAAGCAUUGGGAUGGGGUCGGCUACACGAACGACGCCUGGGUCGUGGCUCAGGUCUGGGAGCACAGCAAGUCCACAUUCGUAUUCGGCGCCAGCUCCGCCCUGGCCUCGCUGGUGUACAACAUCCUGCAGUUCAGCAUCGUGCAGUACCUCUCGGCCACCCAUGUCGCGUUCGCGGGCAACUUCAACAAGGCCGCCACCGUUCCGCUCGCCCUGCUUGUCGGCAUCGACCACCUGCCGCAGGCACCGUACGGCGCCAUCAUGGUGGUCUCGGCCAUCAUCAACAUCCUCUCUUUCGCCGCGUACAACGUGGUCUCCGGCGGUGCGGGAGGCCACGGCGGCGGCGGCGGCGCCAGCAAGGAGAAGGAGAAGGAGAAGCAGGCCAUCAAGGACGCGGAGAGCGGCUUCAUCGGGUACAGCGGCAGGGACGGCUGGGCAACGCUGCUGGUGGGCAUCGCCAUCGCGUGUGCGCUCUUCCUCGUGUACCUGUUGCCCCGCCACUACCAGCACCGGCUCUUCCGCGUCGACCUCGAAGGCGCCGGGCAGGCCGAGGCGGCGAGGGCAGAGGCCAGCUACUACGACGCGCAGCUCGCCUGGCCCGAGCAGGACCAGUACCACACCACCUACCCGCUCUACCAGAGCAACAACGAGAUGCCGUCCAAUUUCGACGAGAUGAGCUUGCUGUCACGGAAGCUAUGGGAGCUGAGACUCUGGGUGGCCUUCUCCCCGCAGGACGAGGAGUGGCGCGGCUUCUGGGGUCGAGAGAAGGAAAAAGACAGGCCAUUCUGGAACCCGAGGGCGCGCCAGGUGUGA
Messenger RNA from Prorocentrum cordatum, 1761 nucleotides. The record is from the annotation of a GenBank genome assembly. NCBI's taxonomy places the organism in Eukaryota, Dinophyceae, Prorocentrales, Prorocentraceae.